AUGUCUUCCUAUCUGGCGGCGGAGUGCCUGCCAUCUUUUGAACUUGAACUCGGUGAGCGGGGCGACGAAGGAAGCAGUUUUCGCACGCAGAACGACGUCUCUGAUCCCCUCCAACGCUCGAACAUCACAGAGCGGAAGGGCGUCAUCGAUAUCCGCUGCACUGGGGCGGAUGUCAUUCACGGCUAUUUGCAGAAUGGGAAAGCUCCAGCAACCCUUCUAGUCUACGAGUUUCAAUUCGACCCUCGGAAGAUAUCCCGGCGCAUUACUACGGUGGACAUGGAGUUCAGGUUUGGCUCAGAGUUCGGAAAGGAGCCCGAGGUCCUCAAAGUCUCCCCGAAGGGACGUAUGACUCUGGUGCCCACAACACAAACCGAGACAACGACCGUUGGAGGCGAUACCAAGGCAGGCGGAAAUGUGUUUGGGGCCGAGUUCGGCUCCAGCUGGAAGUGGGAAAAAGUCAUAAGCCGUGAGAGCAGAGACGCUACCACCAUAGUGGGCUCUAUGGACAUCCAAGGCCGCAACUACGGACCCUCUAACGCCGUGUCGUGGACUAUCAUGGAAAACGCAUCAGAGGGUACCGGAGUGCCGGCACACGUCAGGACAGCAGUGCUCUUGUCAAGAGGCGAUGAUGAAGAGCUAUUCUACAGCAUGUUCAAGAUUAAGGCUCAGGUAGACUUGGUGAGCAAAUUCACCCGGCUCUUCGGCUCGACGCCUAGAGACGACCCUAUUCUCUACGAUACGACACUGCCACCCACGAACAAUCUGCGAGAAUAUGACUUGAACUCCCUCGGGGAUGUCGAUAUGCUGGAAUUGAGCACCAUGGGAUUCACAAAUGAUAGUCAGGUAUCUAAUUGA
Molecule: messenger RNA, 855 nt
Organism: Diaporthe citri
Lineage: Eukaryota; Fungi; Ascomycota; Sordariomycetes; Diaporthales; Diaporthaceae
Exons: 1
Coding region: 1-855 (284 amino acids)
Source: RefSeq, a predicted model, not a curated record